This is a messenger RNA of Trichomycterus rosablanca, 4376 nucleotides long. RefSeq names its product centrosome and spindle pole-associated protein 1. The transcript has 30 exons. Lineage: Eukaryota; Metazoa; Chordata; Actinopteri; Siluriformes; Trichomycteridae. The coding region runs from base 444 to 4067 and encodes 1207 amino acids. Gene Ontology annotation, cellular component: microtubule; spindle pole; centrosome. Gene Ontology annotation, biological process: positive regulation of cytokinesis. The record is from RefSeq and is a predicted model, not a curated record.
GAUAACGCUAAGAUACAAAGCCAGAAACUUUAUUCCGCGUUAAUGAGAUUAUAAAACGAUAUUCGGGUGGAGUUUGUUUUCUUUAUCGAGCUAAAACGUUAUUAAUGUACCGACGUUGUAUUAUAAACGGUGUGUGUAAAAUCCGUUAUCGUUGGUCGAGUUUAAAUUCAACCAAGAGCGCGUGGGCUGCGCGCGCCCUGUUGCUAGACUGCGGUUGCCAGGAUACAGUCGUGAUGCUUGUGGAUUAAGAGAUCUGAUUGGCCGCGCGACGCCUAACAACCUCACGAGCGUCCUGAGCCCAACGGAAAAAAUGUUCGGUUCGGUUGCUGCUGCCUGACAGGAUCGACUUUUACCAAACAAACUUAUUUUUCGCGAAUUUACUCUGUAAAGCUCGAAUUAAACAAAGUUUUAAUUAAAUACUCGACGAUAUUUGGAGUGUAAGUAUGGAAACCUUGAAGACUGACAACUUCGUCGAAGACAAACCGACCAGGGCGGCUGAAAGGGGCUACUUACCUUAUAUGGAAAUGAAGUCAAGCUUUAGUCACAAUACAGAAAAGGAAGAGACUGAAUUACCUGGCAAAACCCCAUCACAACCUAAACGUAAUAAAGAAGAAGGUUUUGGUCUGAGUUUGCAGCUGGGAGAGGAGUAUGAACGGAAGAAGCAAAAGCUAAAGGAAGAGCUGCGCCAGGACUACAGGCGCUACGUGUCUGAGAAGAAAAAUGUCUCUGAGCCAGCACCUCAACUCCAAGCAUCGACUUUUAAAAUGCAGGAAAGAUCAACAAAUGAGAAGUUGCAGGAUGAGAGGAUUAAAGACUACAGUGUUUUGCUCCGAGCUCAGGAGGAACUUGAAAAAAUGAGGAAAACUUCAAAUGAGCCACAGUCCCAGACUCCUGGUAGAGAUCUCUACGUCUCCACCACUCCCUACCAUUCGUCGCUCUCUCUUAAAUCGCAUCAACAAAAGAGUCCAGAGAGGCCGCUGUCUUCCAGGAGGGACGCCGGCACCGCGACCGAGCCGCUCCUCAAGACACAUACGCGAGCACACAGACGACGGGAGGAGACACCCGAGCGCUGGCACUCGAGGCCCAGGAGACACAGGGAGCACUACAGCUCUGAAGAGGAGCUUAACUUGGAUGAGGAGGAGCAGGAGGAGUUUGAGCUUCUUCACAAGAGGAGACCCAGGCACCGAGCUGAGCCUGCACACGCUGGCAGGAGGGAGCGGAGGCUCCAGCACAGGGUUGCCCAGGAGAGAAGAGAAGUGGAUGUACAUACCGUUAAUGAAGGAGAGUAUCUAGAGGACAACAGACCGACUCCUCAAGCGACGCUUCCAGUCAAUCCACCCGCACCGGUGCAGAUCAGAGCCAUAAACAAGAACAACAUGGGAGAUUUCGCUACAGGACUUAUGAUUGGUGCUAAUGAGCAGGGGGAAGCCACACAGAGGAGAAAGGAGCGCUACAGACAGGAACUGCUCAAACAAAUAGAGGAGCAACAAAGAAAUAAGAGAAAGGAAAAGGAGCUGGAGUUGAGAGUUGCUGCUACAGGGGCUGUUGAUCCAGAGAAAGCGUCUGUGACCGUCUGCCUGCCUGGUUUCCCACAGCCUGACCGGAUCAAACAGUUUGGCGCUGUGAGACGGGAGCAUGAAGGCAGAAGGCGGGACACGCCCCACAGACCCGGGAUGGCACUCGGCGCCCCUGGGACGGACACGGACAGAAGACCACGAGAAGUGGAGCGAGAGCCCCCCGAGAGACCUCGUGUGGCUUUCCAGUCCCCCAUCAUGGAGUACAGCUCUGCCCUGGGGCACCUGGGUCACACGGCGGGCGCUGGUUUAUGGGUGAGUGGGGACGCCCCAUUCAGUGAAGACUUGCGCAAAGGCCUGGCUGGAACUCUGGGAGAAAUGGUUGCCCCCAGAGUCACAGGCAUCCCUCCUCCACCGGCACCCGCACUCUCGGAGCUAUACAGCACCCCAUACGAUGAAGCCUACUAUUACUAUGGAGCCAGGAAUCCUCUAGACCCCAAUCUGACCUACUAUGGAGCUUCUGUGGGUGCAGUACCAUCGUUGCCUAAUCUUCCAGCUGGCACACACUCAUCUGUGCGGCAGCCUCCUGCCCUGGUCCUUGCACAGUCUGCAUUACAGCAUGGCAUUUCUCCUUCUCUUGGAUCGUUUCCUUCUGACAGACUCCAACACCCGAAAGAAAACGUUCUAGGCUACAAGGAUGCACUCAAACAACAGGAAGUGCUCAGACAGGGGUGGCUUCAGCUUUUUGAUAAGAUCGAAGAGAGACAGGAGAGGAGGAGGCGCGAAAGAGAGGACAGGGAACGUUACGAGGCUAAGCUGGAGGCGGAGAUGAAGGCGUACGAGCCAUGGGGGAGAGGAGGAGCUGGAGCUCCGCUCAAGGACGAAAGAGGAAACCUUAUCAGUGACCUAAAGCGUAUGCACAGGAGUAACGAGGAGGCGUAUAUGAACCCAGAAUCCCGUAACAAUAGAAGAGUCGUGGCAUCAACGGACAAAACUUUACCUACACCAAGGGUGGAGAACAAGGAAUCUUCAAGAACGUCAGCAGGUCUUAUUUCCUCCUUUACGCGGCCCUCGCCACACGCCCGAGGAAACGUGUUCACCGAGCAGCCGACGCCCCAGCAAAUCCUCGAGCAGGAAAAAUACAAGGAGAGUCUGAAACGGCAGAUCGAGGAGAAACGGACGUUGGAAGCAGAGAGGAGAGAAAAUCUGAGGCUGGAGGAAGAGCGAGAGGAGAAAAGGCUGGCUGAGGAACGAGCGCGCAUUCAAAAGCAGUAUGAAGAGGAGCAGGAGAAGGAAAAACGUAAAGAAACGGAGCAAAACAACAAAAACCAGGAGUUGAUUAGACUGCUCGAGGAGCGGCGCCAAGAGGCUGAGAGGAAAAGGAAGGAGGAAGAGAUGAAGGAAAGUGAACAUCUGAAGCAGCAGUACGAGCAGGAGAGGCAAGCCCGGCUUGAGCAGGACUUCAGGUCAGAAUCCCCACCCAUUCCUACAGUACAGAAGAGACUUGGCAGCCAGAAUCCUCCCAGACCACCCUCAGUGGAAAGCCAGCGCUCUGUGGCAGUUCUCUCUGCUUGCUCCGUUCCCACUCCUCGCUCCCCACCUGUUCCCGCACGGAGGAAUCAGAUACGAGCAGCAGAGGACCAGCAGGGUGUGAUCAGCGAGUUAUCCCUGCUGCGUAGGCGCUUAAGAAGUGAGCAGAGGCGGCUUGAAGGGCAGUUAGAAGAGUCAGACAGAGAAGAUACACAGACUCCUCUAAAGAACAGGGAGCGUCCUUUAUUGGACGUUUUUGACAUGGCCAGACUGAGAAUGCAGGUUCCUGCUAGGAGGCCGCCUUCAAACACAAGAGCAGUGAACAAGCAGAACAUGCAGGACUUUAACCAGCUCAAGUACAGAGACAGCGAGUCUCGUGAGCAGGUGAGGCAAGCGUAUCCUGAGCCGCCCACUGACGAGGACAGUCUGGAGAUCCAGCAGCAGGCUCUGCUCAGAGAGCAACAGCGCAGACUCAACAGCAUGAGAAGAGCCAAGACUGAUGAUUACUUUGACCUGUCGUCUCCAAUGAAGCCUGCUUACCAGCGGAGGAAGAACUUCACCGAAGAGGCCGAAAGACGCUCGCUGCUACAGUCCGAGAGUGCUUUUAUAGAUCCUUGCGGUUAUUCUUUUCCGGAGACACCACAGCCGGAGCGAAGCCCUGCCAGAGAGAGGAGACGCCGGGCCAGGAGGCAAGAUGAAGAAAACACGCCGGGCAGCGAGAGGAUCAGGCAGUUUCUGGGUUCCGCCAACAGCUUUCAUCUAGACAGGGUACAAGAGCAGAACCAGCGCAGGAUGAGAGCACUGGACGACAUGAGCGAGCACCACUGGAGAUCAGGAGAAAUAUCUGCUGAUGAAGACGAUGACCUCUGGCAGCAGACUCGGUCUCCGCUGGCUUCCAGGCGCGUUUCCACGACGACGUUCACCACCGAGCCCUGGCUACGCCCCGGCACCUCGGAGACAUUUAAAAAGCCGAUGGCAGGUCGAAGGCCGCCCAGUACCGGACCGUCCACCUACCACGGUUAAACCCGUGCAGUGCUGUUUUAAACACAUGUCGAAUUUUAUCAGUUUGAUAGAACCUGGUUUGUGCAUUUACGAGGAAUGAAGUUAGGUUAAAACGGACGCACGGAGGAUUAAACGUGUCGAGCAGAUGAAUCUCUAGAGGAACAGAGCAGCAUCAGCCAGGUUGUCCUGAUCCUCCUGUCAGCCAGCAGGGACUGUGAGGUAUUACUGCACACACUGUUCACCUGGUUUCAUUUGUAUUGUGUACAUACUGUGAAUGUAUUUUUUUUUUAAUUUCCUUAAAAAUAAAUAAAUUAUUUUUGAAGUCUGGCA